AUGGCUGUGGGAGAUGCAAGAGUAAACGAGUCAAAUGCGAUGAGCUUCAACCAGAGUGUUCCCGGUGCAUACAGUCCUGCCGCAUCAACCUCCGAUGCAGAGGUCAAGUCGACUGCGCCGGACCAGCCGCCUGCUUUGCCGCAAGAUGAAUCGACCAUCGAGCCUCACGACUCGGCUUUAGGGGGCUUCGACUUGGAAGAGUCAAAUUCCCUCUGUGGUAAUCUCUGGGAUCUCCCGGGGGGUGGCUUACCCGAAUUGACGGAUUUAUCCUCAAUGACGGCAACGUCGCCGUCCUUUUCGCAAUCAAGAGAUUUUGCUCAAGGUUUCGGCCAGUCUGGAGAUGUUGGGGCUGAUCUUUCGCAUUUUAUGUCACUCAUUGGGCCAACACCCGCGCCCGAGGAGCACGUCGAAACUGUGUGGCGAGACUUCUCGCCUUCGGCCAUUGUCCGCAGCUAUCCACCUAUGUCUCAACGGUCUGCGCCUCGUAACUUAACGACAAUAUCUCGUCCGUUGAACAACCCCUCAUGGACUCUUAUCGAAUACUAUUUCAAGGAGGUAGCAGCAUUGUUCUCGAGUUACGACAGUCAAAUGAACCCCUUCCGAACAACGGUAUCUCGUCUCUGGGGGUCUUCUCUCGCAAUGUGUCGAACAAUGCAAAGCAUGGCAGCCGCAAAGCUUGUCAACGAUUUCCCUCAGUUCGGGCCAAUGGGCCGGCAAUUGCGCAGCGAGGCCGUUGAGAUUAUCAGUCGCGAAGCAGUAAUGGACGACAAGUCUUUACUAGCGCUCCUGAUGCUCGGACAGACAGCCAGCUGGCAUGACCCAACUGAUCUAGGUAUAUCAUUCUUCAACAUGCUUCGCAAGCAGCUCAACACUAUAUCCUCAUCUUCACACAACCAAACCUUCAGCUUCAACAAGAACGACAGUAAUAACUACCGGUUCUUCGAAGAAGCUCUCAUCUACUGGGAAAUGCUUCUAUCAUUCGUCGCAGAUAACGACACAAUGGUCCUACCACAUAAUCCCCACUCCACUCCAUCAACGGGCGAGUCUCUCGUUCUCCAACGAGUCCCACACCCCUGGACUGGCAUCGCGCGUGAAACUCAGUUCACCGUACACGAAGUCGGACAACUCGUCCGCCGAGAGCGAAAACGCAUUCGAUCAAGAAGAUAUACCUCUCUAGAUGACAUCACCAGAGCACAAUUAGCACUUGAGAAAGCCCGCGAACUAGAAGAACGUCUCUUAGCCCUGGCCCACCCGUCCGAAGCCGAAAUCGUCAGUCCCGGCGACGACGAUACCCCGGUCUGGCACCUUCUCACAAUGGCCGAGGUCUAUAGAUGUACCGGCCUGAUGCAACUAUAUCGCGUCUUCCCAGACUUGCUGUACAACCGUCUUCCGCAGACAUCAUCAUCUCCUACAUUCCAUUGCCCAGGAAGUACAGCUUCAACAUCCAGAGAUCCAUUCUUCCCCAUCGACCUGGAUAGCAUGAAUCUCUCAGCCUUUGCAAAUCAAAGUCCAGAGAUAGCAGCACAAGGUCCCAAUCCUCCAGACAUCACUCCCUCGCCAUCCUCCAUUCCUCCCCAUCAACCAACACCAACACCAACACCAGCACAUACAACCACAACCACAAAUCCAAAUCCAAAUACCGAACAACCGGACCGCGAAACCCUCUAUAACACCUGGCUAACCGAAUUCGCCGUAACAACCCUCUCACGCCUAAAAACCAUUCCCCUAGAAUCGGGAACGCGCUGCUUACAGCCCUUCCUGUUAGUCGCAUCAUGUUCAGAAUUGCGACUUUCACAUCUAUUCCCACAAGCAGACGACCAAGUCGAGAAUGACCAUCCCACCGAUGACGGAACCCAUCAGCCGACAAUAUCAAGGGAAGCAAUUGAAGUCUCGCGCACGAGACAAUUCAUUCUGGGUCGAUUGAAUAAUUACAUGCAUCUACUCCCGCCGAAGCCCAUUCGUGUCUGUCUGAAGCUUGUUACGGAGGUCUGGAGGCGUAUGGAUGCUGCUCGGGAUGAUGUCUUUUGGGUUGAUGUGAUGUUAGACAAUCAGUGGGAGACUACAAUGGGUUAA
This is a messenger RNA of Penicillium arizonense, 2073 nucleotides long. RefSeq lists its product as uncharacterized. The record is from RefSeq and is a predicted model, not a curated record. Gene Ontology annotation, molecular function: DNA-binding transcription factor activity; transcription cis-regulatory region binding. Gene Ontology annotation, cellular component: nucleus. Lineage: Eukaryota; Fungi; Ascomycota; Eurotiomycetes; Eurotiales; Aspergillaceae. The transcript is spliced from 2 exons. Gene Ontology annotation, biological process: positive regulation of transcription by RNA polymerase II. Bases 1 to 2073 code for a protein of 690 amino acids.